AUGUCAUCCCCUGUUAGGCCCCGGCGCACAACCAGGCGCACCGCCAUUAUCGAUUCCGACGAUGAGGACGAUGUUUCCAACCGCACCAGAAACCCAGACGAAGAGGAGGACUUCGAGCCUGAACAGAAGCCAGCUCCUCGACGACAGACUCGCAGCGGACGCAAGUCAACAACCCCUGCUCCUACUCCUGCUGCAGCCCCUAAAGCACGAGGCCGUCCGAAAAAGGCUGCUGCUCCCUCCGCCUCUGCCGAGUCAAGUGAGAUUUUCGACGCCGACACAACAGUUAAGACCGAGUAUGAGUCCCCGGCAAAAUCCACCCCUCGCCAGCGCAAGAGCGUAGCUCGAAGCUCCAUUGCUUCAGUUCCCGAGCUUGCCCCUCCAACACCCCAGCCAAAGUCUCCAAAGUCUCCAAAGGUUCCAGAGUCUUCUCAAAAGCCAACUGCGGCUGUAUUGGCCGAUAUAACUGAUGCAAGUAUGAAUACAUCCGGUGUCGACGAAACCCAAGCGACUAUCAAGCCGAUCAAGCCUAUGGACACCAUCAUGGAGAGACCUAUGGAUAUUGUGCUUAAAUCACGAACGAUGGCUAUACCCGUUGUCGAAGAUACAACACCCAAGUCUCGAAUCGUUCUGACACAUCUCGUACUCAACAACUUCAAGAGUUACGCUGGCAGACAGGAAGUCGGCCCCUUCCACGCAUCCUUCUCGUCCGUUGUAGGGCCCAACGGUUCUGGCAAGUCGAACGUUAUCGACUCGCUGCUCUUCGUAUUUGGUUUCAGAGCUAGUAAGAUGCGACAGGGCAAGAUUUCUGCUCUCAUUCACAACUCAGCUCAGCAUCCAAACUUGGACCAUUGCGAGGUUGCAGUCUAUUUUCAGGAGGUUAUGGACCAGCCUGGCGGUGGUCAUGAAAUCAUCCCUAAAUCUGAGCUUGUUAUCUCCCGAAAAGCCUUCAAGAACAACUCGAGCAAAUACUACAUCAACGGAAAAGAAUCCAACUUCACAACAGUUACAACUCUGCUUCGCGAUCGGGGCGUCGAUCUUGACCACAAGCGAUUCCUGAUUCUUCAGGGCGAGGUUGAGUCCAUUGCUCAGAUGAAGGCCAAGGCCGGAAACGAGCACGAAGACGGUCUGCUAGAAUAUCUGGAAGAUAUCAUCGGAACCUCUAAAUACAAGGCCCCGAUUGAAGAAUCCGCCACUGAGGUGGAAACUCUCAACGAUAUUUGCAUGGAAAAGAGCGGCCGAGUUCAGCAUGUUGAGAAGGAAAAGAAUAGUCUCGAAGACAAGAAGGACAAGGCGAUCGCUUUCAUCCGUGACGAAAAUGAGCUGGCUCUGAAGCAAUCUGCUCUCUACCAGUUGUUCAUUCACAAGUGUAGUGAGAACGUUGACGUCACAGAGGAGGCCAUUGCCCAGAUGCAAGCACAAUUGGACCUUGAGCUUGAGAAGCACCACGGAGGUGAGCAGAUCAUCAAGACCCUUGAGAAGGAGUAUGCCACAGGUGCCAAGGAGUUUGAGGCGCAAGAGAAGUCAACACAAGCUUUGGUCAAGGAGAUGGCCAAAUUUGAGCAGGAGCGCGUGAAAUUCGACGAAAAGCGCAAGUUCUUGGACGACAAGCGUAAGAAGCUCGAGAAGACCAUCGCCAACGCCGAAACGACUUCUGCUGAAGCCGACGAGACCAUCGAACAGUGUGGAGAGGAGAUUGAGACCCGAACUCAGGAGAUUGCAGAGCUCGAGGAACAGGUCCAGACUGCCGAAGCUGAGCUCACCAAGAUCAGAGAUAGCCUCAAGGGCAAGACUCAAGCCUUCUCUGACCAGAUUGCUGCCAAGCAAAAGUCCCUCGAGCCAUGGAAUGAGAAGAUCAACCAAAAACAAUCCGCAGUCGCAGUCGCUGAGAGUGAACUUAACAUUCUCCAAGAGAAGGCCAAUGCUGGUGCUGUGGCCCUGGAGGAGCUUGAGACCAAGAUCGCCUCCAUCGAGGAAGGAAAAUCUGCGAAACGGAAGGAGCUCAAGUCUUGCCAGGCUGAAAAGGCUGAACUUCUCAGUGAGGCUGACAAGAUGAAGUCGGAACUCGAGGUGCUCGCUGGACAAGAGCCCAAGAUUCGCUCAAAGAUCUCAAACGCACGCCAAAAGGCCGACGAGGCUCGCUCAAGUUUGUCUAACACACAAGCCAGAGGAAACGUGCUUUCUGCUUUGAUGCGCAUGAAGGAGUCUGGUCGAAUUGAUGGUUUCCACGGCCGUCUGGGCAACCUUGGUACGAUUGAUCAGAAGUACGAUGUAGCCAUCUCGACAGCGUGUGGUUCCCUAGACAACUUUGUUACUGCGACUGUCGAAGCUGGUCAGCAGUGCAUCGAGUAUCUUCGAAAGAACAAUGUUGGACGAGGUAACUUUAUCUGCUUGGACAAGCUCAGGAGUCGAGACAUGUCACCAAUCAAGACUCCGGAGAACGCCCCUCGAUUAUUCGACCUCGUCACCGCACAGGACGACAAAUUCCGAUCCGCCUUUUACCACGCCAUGCAAGAUACUCUUGUCGCCUCCGACCUCGCUCAAGCCAACAGAAUUGCAUACGGCGCUAAGCGAUGGCGAGUCGUCACCCUUGACGGUGAGCUCAUUGACAAGUCUGGUACUAUGUCUGGUGGUGGUACAACCGUCAAGAGAGGCCUCAUGUCUUCUAAGCUUGUCUCGGAUGUCAGCAAGGAGCAGGUCGCGAAGUUCGAGACCGACCGUGAUGGCUGGGAGGCCAAGUUCCAGGAAUUCCAAGAGUACCAGCGGGAGUGUGAGACUCGCCUGAAGGAGUUGAAUGAGCAGAUUCCUCAGCUUGACACCAAGAUGCAGAAGAUUGGCCUAGAGAUUGAGAGUGCGGAGAGGAACAUUGCUGACAUGCAACGACGCAUCAAGGAACUUAGCAAGGAGCAUCAACCUUCAGCAACUGACAAUAGCCGCAUUGCUGCUCUUCAGAAGGAGAUCGCCAAAUACAACAGGGAGGUCGAGAAGCUCCGCGAAGAGACGUCCAGCGUAGAGGAUGAGAUCAAGGCUCUGCAAGACAAGAUCAUGGAAGUGGGAGGUGAGAAGCUUCGUGCACAAAGGGCCAAGGUUGAUUCCAUCAAAGAGGAAAUCGCUUCCAACAACGAGGAAAUCUCCAACAACGAGGUCCGCAAGGUCAAAGCAGAGAAGCAGAAGAUCAAGCUCGAGAAGGACCAUGCCAAGUCAUCCAAGGAGCUGACAACUGCUUCGCGGGAUCUUGAGAAGCUUGAAAACGACAUCAACAACCAAGGCGAGACAGCUGAGGAGCUUCAAGCUCAAGUCGAGGAAGCUCAAGAAGGGCUGGCCUCCAAGAAGAAGGAGCUCAGGGCACUUAAGGGUGAGCUCGAUGAGAAGGCAGCAGAACUCAACGAGACAAGGGCGGUCGAAAUCGAGAUGCGCAACAAACUCGAAGAAAACCAGAAGGCCCUUACUGAGAACCAAGCUCGACUCCGUCAUUGGAACGACAAGUUGUCCAAGAUUGUUCUGCAGAACAUCGACGACCUUAUUGGAGCUUCAUCCAGCAGCCAACCAAAGCCCCAGUCGCAACCCAAGUCUGAAGCAGGUGAUGAUGGAGAUAUCGACAUGGAGGAUGCUCCUCAAGACGAUGUAGACAUGACAGAUGCUCCUGAGGAAGAUGGGGAGGAAGAGGACGAGGAAGCAGAAGGAGAUACAACCAGCGCACAGCCCAACGAGAUACCAAGAUAUACACCUGAUGAGCUUGCCGACAUGAAUGAGAGAACACUCAAGGGCGAGAUCGCAGCUCUAGAGGAGAAGACUCAAAACGUCAACGUUGACCUCGGCGUCCUUUCCGAGUACCGAAGGAGAGUGGAGGAGCACUUGGCUCGAUCUUCAGAUCUCCAGACUGCCAUCGAACAGCGAGAUUCUGCUAAGAAGCGAUGCGACGACCUACGCCGUCUACGAUUGGAAGGCUUUAUGGAAGGCUUCAGUGCCAUCUCCCUCCGACUCAAGGAGAUGUAUCAAAUGAUCACUAUGGGAGGAAACGCAGAACUAGAACUUGUCGACAGUCUGGAUCCCUUCAGCGAAGGCAUCUUGUUCAGUGUCAUGCCACCAAAGAAGAGUUGGAAGAACAUCAGCAACCUUUCUGGUGGUGAAAAGACGCUGAGCAGCCUGGCUCUCGUUUUCGCCUUGCACCACUACAAGCCGACUCCUCUGUAUGUCAUGGACGAGAUCGAUGCCGCGUUGGAUUUCAGAAACGUAAGUACCACCCUCGCCCUAAGACACUCGGCUGCGAUUCGACCACCAGUGUUCACUCUCGCGUGGGCAUUCCACAUCGAACCCUUCAUCGUCUCGAUCGUUGCCAACUACAUCAAGGAGCGCACCAAGAACGCCCAGUUCAUCGUCAUCUCGCUGCGCAACAACAUGUUUGAGCUCGCGGCGCGGCUGGUUGGCGUGUACAAGGUCAAUCAUAUGACCAAGAGUGUGACGAUUGAGAACAAGGACUUUAUCGUGAGACCGCAAGGGCAACAGCAGCAGCAGAAGACCCAGACGGCCCCUCGCCAAUUCCUCCUCCGUGAUCAAGCCAUCAUCACCCGUCAACCACAGGUCAACAAGACUCAACCUGAAGCCGUCCUCCCAAGACCGCCACUUGUAUCACACUCGCGUCCCACGAUCCAAGAACCCCCAGCUCCCGUGUCACUGAGCGCGUCUAGACCUGGACCUGGGACAUUAAGGAUCGCUCGUUUCUGGUCCAGUUUCUCGCGAGUCCAUGGUGUCUCUUUGACACGAUGCAGAUACCCGGCUCGAUUUGGCAGAUGCGCAUGCUGUGGGACGUCAGAAGUGCCGAUUUUUCUCGGCUCUGCAUGUGAGUCUUGGAUGUCAGGGAUGUCGUGUCUCGGCAGAUUCUGCUCUGUCUUUGGUGUUGGAACCAGUCUCGAGCAUCCGUUCAGAUUCUGGGGUCUUCAGAGAAUGGGCGGCCUCGUGUAUGGUCUUUCUUGCGAGGCCUACGAUGAAGAAGACCUGGCCUCGUAA
This is a messenger RNA of Fusarium sp. VM40, 5004 nucleotides long. The record is from the annotation of a GenBank genome assembly. Lineage: Eukaryota; Fungi; Ascomycota; Sordariomycetes; Hypocreales; Nectriaceae.